This is a messenger RNA of Salvia splendens (bonfire salvia), 2836 nucleotides long. Its product is annotated as receptor-like kinase TMK4. NCBI's taxonomy places the organism in Eukaryota, Viridiplantae, Streptophyta, Magnoliopsida, Lamiales, Lamiaceae. Gene Ontology annotation, molecular function: ATP binding; protein kinase activity; protein binding. Gene Ontology annotation, biological process: protein phosphorylation. The transcript is spliced from 2 exons. The coding region runs from base 69 to 2768 and encodes 899 amino acids. The record is from RefSeq and is a predicted model, not a curated record.
CCAGGUGGUAAGGCAGAGAGCCCUGGCGACCUGUCUCCACCACCGGAGAAAGGCAAACCGCCACCAAAAUGCUUAGAGGGAGACACAAAUUCCUCCCUUCCGACGAUGUCCUUCUCCUCCUAUCAACGCUGCUCACAGCCAUCAUCUGUCGUGGCUCCUCCGACGACGGACUUGUCAUGGCCGCGCUGGCCAAAGCCACCAACCCUCUUGGAUGGACCGGCCCCGAUUUUUGCAAAUGGGACGGCGUCGCCUGCGAUACACCGAACAAAGUCAGCUCCAUCAACCUUGCAUCAAAAUCUCUCUCUGGAAAAUUGCCACCUGAGCUAAACCAGCUCUCCAGCCUGAAAACCCUCAGCCUUCAACGGAACAAGUUUUCAGGGCCGUUGCCAGCUUUGUCCAACAUGGCUUCUCUUCAAGAAGUCAAUCUUGAAGAUAAUGGUUUCACUUCCAUCCCACCAGGCUUCCUCUCAGGCCUAACAAGCUUACAAUUCUUUAGCAUCAACAACAACAGCAAUCUCCCACCAUGGACAAUGCCUAGCACCAUAAAAGAUUCCCCGUCUCUCGCUACUUUCUACGCAAGCAAGGCCAACAUGGUGGGUGAGAUUCCAGACAUCUUCAGGUCAUUGCCAAAUUUCGCGAACCUCAAACUCUCCUACAAUAAUUUGACAGGGUGGAUGCCGUGGUCGUUCGCCAAAUCUGGGAUUCAAUCUUUGAUGCUCAAUAAUCAGAUGUUGGGGCUUUCAGGGCCCAUUGAUAUUCUUGGUGAAAUGCAUAGUCUGAGAGAGGUUUGGAUUCAGAGCAAUCAGUUUUCAGGGAGCAUAUCUGACCUCUCUGCCUGCACAGAGCUGUCGGAUCUCCAGCUACGUGACAAUCGGCUCACGGGGGUUAUCCCUGAUUCACUUACUAAGCUUCCAAAGCUGACGAAUGUCGCCUUGCAGGGCAACGUGUUCCAGGGUCCGGUGCCAAGUUUCCCACCGGGCAUUCAAGUGAAUCUUGGAAAAGAGAACCAUUUCUGCAACCCUGGCCCCGGACCGUGUAGUCCCCAGGUCACUGUGUUGCUCGAGAUAGCAGCUUCAAUGUACUAUCCGAUUGUCUUAGCAGAAGCCUGGGAAGGGAAUGAUGCAUGUCAGGAAUGGCAGUUUGUUACGUGUGAGAAGGGGAGUGUGGUCGUGAUCAAUUUCUCCAAGCAGAACUUCAUGGGAGGCAUAUCACGUUCAUAUGCCAGUUUACCUAGUUUAAGAUCAUUGUAUUUGAAUGAUAAUAAGCUGGUGGGAGUCAUACCUAAGAGUUUGACAAGUUUGAAGCAACUGCAGAUUCUCGAUAUCUCCAACAAUAAUAUUUCUGGAAAAGUGCCAUCUUUCCAGUCUACAGUGAUAUUGAAAACGGAUGGUAAUCCAUUCAUCGGGAAAGUCGUGCCAGUCACCUAUCCAGGAGGACGCCGGCCACCCGGUGUAGAACUAGAAGAGACAGAGUCUUCUUUAGCAAAAUGGGUGAAAGUUGUUGUUAUUCUCAUCUGUCUCGUUAUAAUUGCUGGCUUAGCAUGGUUGAUCUACAGAUGGUUCUAUAAAAAGCAAAAACACAGAUGGUUUAAGAAAAUAAGUGAAGAGCAUAGCACCAUCAGUAUGGAGCAGACAACAGAUUAUGGCAAAAGCACCAAUGUUAGUAGCUUCAACCAGAGUCCCAUGAAAAGUAGUGAAAUCAGUGAUUAUAAUAUAUAUGAUGGGGGGAAUGUUAUCAUACCGAUUGAAGCUCUCCGUAAAGCUACCAACAACUUCAGCAAAAACAGUAUACUCGGGAAGGGAGGAUUUGGCAUUGUUUAUAAAGGAGAACUCCCUGAUGGCACUAAAAUAGCAGUAAAGAGAAUGGAGUCAUCAAUGAUCAGCGACAAGGGACUAAGCGAGUUCAAGGCUGAAAUAGAGGUCCUCACGUCUGUCAGACACCGGAAUUUGGUCUCCCUUCACGGAUUUUGCAACAAUGGUAGUGAGAAGCUAUUAGUUUAUGAGUACAUGCCACAAGGAUCUUUGUGUCAGCAUCUGUUCGAAUGGAAGGAAAUGGGAACUCCUCCCCUAACUUGGAACCAGAGAGUAAAUAUAGCUCUUGAUGUUGCCCGAGGGGUCGAGUAUUUGCAUAGCAUGGCAAACCAGAGCUUCAUUCACAGAGAUCUGAAACCAUCCAACAUUCUUAUUGGAGAUGACAUGAGGGCGAAGGUUUGUGAUUUUGGCUUGGUGAAACAAGCCCCCGAUACCAAUCAAUCAUUCGAAACACGGUUGGCAGGAACCUUUGGCUAUCUUGCUCCAGAAUAUGCCGCGACAGGAAAGGUUACUGUAAAAGUUGAUGUAUAUGCCUUUGGUGUGGUGUUGAUGGAAAUCAUCACCGGGAGAAAGUCCUUGGAUAGUUCCCUGCCGGAUGAUAGUAGCCACCUGGUGAAGUGGUUUCGUCCAUUCCUCCAAGGCAAAGAUAAAAUCAAAGAGGCUGUGGAUCCUGUCCUCCGUUCAGACUUAAACGAAGAGACUUUCGAAAGUUUGUGGAAGGUGGCCGAGCUAGCCGGACACUGCACUAGAGAAGCCAACCAACGGCCUGACAUGAGCCAUGUUGUCACGGUGCUAUCAUCUCUGGUGGAGCAGUGGAAGCCAGCUGCAGAUGAAGAUAGCUUCAGGGUAGACAUUGGCAUGAGACUCUCACAAGUCUUGCAGAAAUGGAAACUCAAUGAGGACUCGUCUUCUACAAUAGCCACUGAUUACAUAAAACAGAAACAACCUCCACAAUAGCUAUUGUUUACAUCAAAUAGAAGAACUAUUAAACAAACAUGAUCAAGUUCUCUGUCUUGUCAAUGGUA